Mya arenaria is the source of this 4035-nucleotide messenger RNA. Its product is annotated as cyclin-F-like. The record is from RefSeq and is a predicted model, not a curated record. Gene Ontology annotation, cellular component: cytoplasm; nucleus; cyclin-dependent protein kinase holoenzyme complex. Gene Ontology annotation, biological process: mitotic cell cycle phase transition; regulation of cyclin-dependent protein serine/threonine kinase activity. NCBI's taxonomy places the organism in Eukaryota, Metazoa, Mollusca, Bivalvia, Myida, Myidae. The transcript has 10 exons. Gene Ontology annotation, molecular function: cyclin-dependent protein serine/threonine kinase regulator activity; protein binding. The coding region runs from base 39 to 2531 and encodes 830 amino acids.
UGUUAAUCCGUUUAUGAAAAUGGUACAUAUGGAAUGAUAUGCCAUAUAAAUAUCAAUUCAGUUUUGGAUGGAUAGUAAAUAACUUUAGCAUCCCUUGGAUUUUACAUAAAAUUACAAUGGUUCUUCUAUCAUAUUUUUUAAGGAUGGUUGGUGGACUUCAAAAGUCUCCGAAUGAGUUUUUACCUGUACACAAAUACCACAGAAGCUUUCACCAGGGACUGACAAUAUGGGACCUUCCAGAAGAGAUCAUUGUUCACUUGCUCAAAAGUCUCCAUGUAAAAGAUCUCUUGAAUAUGAGACAGGUGCAUCCAUAUUUUCGAGAUCUCAUUGACAACUCACAGUCUGUAUGGACGUUUGUAACAUUCCAAGAGUCGUGGCCAUCAGCAAGCAACCUUCAUCAUUUUGAUAAAGCUGCAUCUGUUGGGAAUAUUGAAGCUUUAGUCAAACUUGCCAUCGCCUAUUUAUACAAUGAAGGAUUACCCAAUGACAGUGAUGGCAAGAAGGUGUCCCGUAAUGGCACGAAGGCCGCAGAGAUGUUCUGUAGGGUGGAAACCCUUACUCCCAUGACAUCUCCUUUCACCUGGCUCUUCAUCCGACCCCCAUGGUCCCUGAACGGCGCAUGCUGCAAGGAAUGUGUCUUCAACUACAUGAAGGACUAUCUGAAAAAGAAUGGCUGUAGCAAGAUCCAGGUGUGUGUGGCGAAGACCCUGCAGCUUUUGAACCGCGAGACCCAUGUGGCUGACAUCACCUCACACCUUAACAUAGCCACCAGCCAGGGAUCUGGCAUCGCAGCCUUCCUGUUGUGGGAACAGAUGAAAUCUCAAACCUCAGUUUUGGACAAGGCAGGAGAGCUUGAGGUGAUUCGUAAGUUGAGGGACAUCUGUACGCUUGGCCAGUUGGAGGCGCGGUUAGAGCUGUGUAAAUACUACUCUGUUGCAAAAUAUGGGGGCAUCUCACGCACAAAGGCCAUGACAUUUAUACGAGAGUUUGUGCAUUCCGUCCCAGCACUCAAUACUCAGGAAAGCUUUCAGAGAUCUCAAGAACUCACUCCAUCAAUGAGGUACAUUCUAGUCGACUGGCUGGCAGAAGUUGCGGCCAUGAAGAUGUUCUCAACUCACACAUUCCAUGUGGCUGUCGGCGUAGUGGACAGGUUCCUCAAGCUCAACUCUGUGCCACGCUCCAAACUUCAGCUGCUUGGUGUGUCAGCUAUGGUACUGUGCUCACGGUUCUUGGGCUCUGACAUCAUCACGAUCCGGGAAGCAGCAUGGCUUACAGACAAUACAUACAAGUAUGAAGAUGUGGUGCGUAUGAUGGGUGAGAUCACUGCCACUCUACGGGGAAAUCUGCGCACCGCGACCAGUGUGGACUUUGCAGAGAUUUUCAACACAUUGAUGGGUCAUGACCAGCGCCUAUGUUACCUGUCUCAGUACAUCUGUGAGCUGGCGCUGCUACAGGCAGAGAUGGGGCAGUACAGCCCUGCGGAGACCGCCGCCAGCGCAGUCAUGUUGGCCCGCCUGCUCACAAAGACAGAAAAUACAUGGCCUGCUGCCAUACAGGAGGCCACCGGCUUCACUAUAGAGGACCUCAACAGAUGUGCUUUCCACAUGCAUGAGAAAUGUUUCCUGGAGGGUUCAGUGGUCGAUCAUAGAGACGUCACUCUUCAGGCUGUGAAGCAGAGAUAUGCUGAUGAUGACUGCUGCAGAGUCAGUGAAAUUGAGAUAAUCAGUUACAAGGAGCUGUGUAAGAUGCUGGGCGUCACCCAUCACUUUGUCAAUGGCAUGGACAUCCACGUUCGGUUCCGCAAUGAUGAUGAGCUCAUUGUUUCUCCAUCCCGAAAGAAGCGCCGUUCAGGUCUACGCAGCAUGUCAUUCAAGGUGACGAGUACACCAAAGACUCCACGCACACAGCUCGACAGGCCGAUGGUAGACUCCCCAGAGAGAUUGUCCUAUCGUCUGAAUGACUCCAUUCUCUCUGGUUAUGAUGGAGACAGGGAAGAUGAUCUGGAUGACUCAAUCAUUGUUGAUGAGAGUAUAGAGGACUUGAAGCGUGAGGUUCUGCUAGAUGAGGGGGUCCACUCAGGAUCAGAGAACAACUUCGAGGCAUUCCUGUCUAGCGACAAUUCCCGCUCACCACAGAAAUCCACCAUUAACCUCACAAACCCAUCGCCAUUCAAACAGUGUCUUUCAUUCACUAGCUCAAACUUUGACUGUGAUAACACCUCCGGCAUUUCUUCAUCUCAGAGCUCAGCAUUUGAAGAGGGUCCAUCAACUUCUGGUCACACAUCAUUUCGCCUGUCCACUGGCGAGUUUUCUGGUUCAAUGUCUUUCAUCAACCUUAAGUCAACCUCCAUGACUCUGCGAUCGGCUAGUGUUAGCAUGGGAGCAUGCGGAUCUCAGUCUAGUGACUCAGAUUUUGAGUGCGUCAAACGACCCAGAGGGUCAAGGUCACCACGUCAUAUGACCUUACGGAGCACACCAAAACGCAGGAGUAGAAGGUUGAGUGGAGGAAAAACCACUUUCAUAUUCAAGUAACAGUCUGUUUAUCGUAGACCAAGACUGAACCAACUGUUGUCUUACAAUCAAGUGCAAUGUUUUAAAGUGAAUCAAAUCUUGUGAUGCCAUUUCUUGAUAGUCAUAACAUAAUGAGGUUUAAUUGCAAAGGAAUAGAUGUUGUGUAGUGAUAUUUAUAUAAUGCUUUGGGUUCAUGUGAUGUUGCAAGUUACUAUGGCUUUAUAUAAUUUGCAUAACCCAGACACAUCCAUGUGAUUGUCCAUUGUGAUGCAUUGUUGUGAGCGUUUUUUAAGAUGCCUCUUAUGUGAUGAAUGUUUGGUAAGUGAGAGUGAGACAUAUCUCAUAUGUUUUAGGGGUUAAUGUCUCAAACAUGGUAUUUCAUAGCAAAGUAGCCAGCACGCAAUGUGGAUAACGGUAGCCAGCACGCAAUGUGGAUAACGGUAGCCAGCACGCAAUGUGGAGAAUGGUACAAAAUGUCCAUUUGUAGGUAAAUUCCAGUACAUUAUGUGCUCUGGUGUGUAUAGUUCUGUUAGGCAGAUUUUGGUGCUCUUAUUGGAAAGUAAAUUAUUGGCAUAUAAUAUUUAAAAGUUCAGGUUAUUUAUAAGAUAGAUUUUGGAUUUUUUUAAAAAGAGCUUAGCAAUUAUAUUGCAGUGUAGCUUUUUGAAAAAAUAAUUAUAUAAAAUGAAAUUUCGUAAUGAAUUUUAAAAGUAUAGCUGUGCUAUAGAUGUUUUUCUGAAGCAUGUAUUUGUGCUAUAUUUAUUGUAUGAGAUGUGUAUAGUGUAAAUGUAAUAUAACUGUUUUGUAAGAGGUUUUCUAUUGACUUGUUUGAGAUUACUAUCCAAAGGCAUUAUCAGCAUGAUCAUCAUGUGUUUAUAUAUCUAUAUUUAAAUCUGAGGUCUCAGAAAAUCUUGAUAUCAUAUGGCAGCAUUUUGUUUUAUAUGAAUCUUUUUAUGUCUGUUCCUGUAUUUGCAGGAUGCUCCCUCAUUAAUUUAAUUUUGACCAAGUAUGUAUUAUUUAUGCGAAUUAUUUAGAGAUUUUACAUUUUACUUUCUUGUAUUAUUUUACUUCAAAUAUUAUUUUUCAUGCUGUUUCCAGUCAUGUUUUGUAUUCAUUGCUGCAUAUUUAUUUUGUUCAUAUUGAUCUAUAAAGUGAUUAAUCAUUCGUUUUAUACAAAAACUAUUAAUUAAUUUCCAUUGCCUGUUUGGAUGUAUAUUUGUUGAAACUUGAAAGUUUAUCCCUGAAGCAAAUGUUUGCAUGAAUAGUAAAGCUACAUAAAUAACUACGCACAGUUUUAAACACUUUUAAAGCUUUAUUUGUCUUUUGUAAACUUCAUUUUAUGUCUGGUAGUGUUUUGUUACAGAGAUCUUUCUUGCCUCUUUCUAUCUCUUCUGUCUGAGUGAUUAUGUUGAGUGAUGAUACGCACCAAGUGUGUACAGUUAUUGUCAUAUAUCGUUUGUUUACAGAUAUAUAUAUUAUAUUUAUAUUAAUGAUUAUUUUUUGUACAAUUAAAUUUCAUAAAACAUUA